AGAGAAGCACCGAGCCAGAGGCGGCGCAGGGAGGCUGCGCACAGCAGCUCAGCCUCUGCUCCCCGCAGCGCAGAGCAGCAGCAGAGGUGAGAGGAACCUGAGCGAGGGCAGAACGAGGGGAGCGGAGCAGCGGAGCAGGGCAGAAACGGCCUCUGGCUGCGCAGCUGCGGCGCAGAGGUGAGGGCAGAGCUGGGCGCAGUGUGCGCGGCCACUGCUGCUGCCCGCGGGCAGGAGCCAUGGCGGGGCGGGGCCCUGCUCCUCCUGCGGCGCUGAUUGGCUGCGGCUGCCCGGCUGGGGGCGGGACUUCCGCUCCGGCCCGCGCUCCGCUCCCGCCCCUGGCGCACGUGGCUGCGGCAGCGGCAGAGCAGAGAUCUGCACCGCAGGCUCUGAGCUCCCCAGGCCGGCAGGUGCCUGCCGGGGCCGGCGCUCGGCACCGUCCUGUGCGCGGAGCUCUGCCUCGGCCUCCGCUCUGCGCCCCCCGCGUGUGCCAGCUGAUUCGUCAACUGGAGGAUCAGGCUGUUAUCGAGAAAGCUCAUUCACCUUUCAACAGUCCCAUCUGGCCUGUGCGUAAACCUAACGGCGACUGGAGACUGACAGUUGAUUUUCGUGCCCUCGACGAGGUGACUCCACCCAUGAGCGCAGCUGUGCCAGACAUGCUGAACUUGUAAUAUUCAUUAGUGUAAAUACUGUUUUAGAUUGGAUCACUUCUCAGCAAUACUCUGAGUGAAGUAGACGGGGGUGGAUUGUGCUAGUUUGAAGCUAGCUAGAAUGUUUUGGUGAGAAGAAGUGGAUUACAGGCUGUAAAAGGAAAACAAUGGUGAUGUCUACUUCCCUCAGAGUCUUGCUAUGAAAUAUGGGAACAAGAAAUGAAAACAUUGGAUAACACUUUUGCCAUUUUUCUGUCACUCUCUCUUGGGCUGCUGGCUGAGCUGCAUCUCUCUAACACACCCUCCACCCACCUUUGCUUCUUAACCUCUUGGCUAAACCUCUAUUCUUCCUUGGGACUGGGGUAAGGUUGUGAGGGGUAGGGGGAAGUGUAGGGGUGGUUGAGAUCCCCUCCUGGGGACUCAGGUUUCUGGGAGGGGAGUUGUGUUUCUGUAUGACCUUUUACCUUAUAUAUUUCUGUCUAUGACUGUAUAUACUGUAAAUAUCUGCUUGUAUAUUGUGCUAGCUGUAAAUAAAUAGCUUAACUCACAUUUCCAGAGCUGA
Pogoniulus pusillus (Red-fronted tinkerbird) is the source of this 1209-nucleotide messenger RNA. RefSeq lists its product as uncharacterized. NCBI's taxonomy places the organism in Eukaryota, Metazoa, Chordata, Aves, Piciformes, Lybiidae. The coding region runs from base 237 to 668 and encodes 143 amino acids. The transcript has 2 exons. The record is from RefSeq and is a predicted model, not a curated record.